This is a messenger RNA of Schistocerca nitens (vagrant locust), 5264 nucleotides long. Its product is annotated as broad-complex core protein-like. Lineage: Eukaryota; Metazoa; Arthropoda; Insecta; Orthoptera; Acrididae. Gene Ontology annotation, molecular function: protein binding. Gene Ontology annotation, biological process: regulation of transcription by RNA polymerase II. The transcript is spliced from 6 exons. Bases 1049 to 2458 code for a protein of 469 amino acids. Gene Ontology annotation, cellular component: nucleus. The record is from RefSeq and is a predicted model, not a curated record.
CGGGAGUGGGGAGGCGGGCUACAUGAGACUUUCGGCAACCGCUGCUGCCUGGUAGGCGAAGUUCGCAAUGAAACAUGCUUUGUCCGGGUCUGCCAAGUUCGCAUCGUAGCUGUCGACGUUGAAGAUCACGGAGCCUGCGUUGCGACUCAUCACAUCUCCUUGUGCCUUCAGUUAUUUUCUCGUCGUGAACUUGUGUCUGUCUGAGCUUUCUUGGAUUCCGUGCGCGAUAAAUAUUCGUUAGUGCCCCGACUUCUUAUCUGUUACGUAAACAAGUGCCAGCGAGUGACGAUCUCGGCAGAUGUUAAGCGAAGCGUCAACUACAACGGAAAAGAAAGAAGCUGCAAGAGACGAAUAUGAUUCACGAAUCUGCAAAUAACUAUACAUCAGUGUGAGCCCAUAGUGAAAAAAAAUUGCCUUCUAUCUCUAAUCUUCCACAAAAUUGCUGCAGGCUACAAAGCUUAAAAUCUGUUGUACCUAUACGUAUUCGGAACAAAGACGGAUAGCGUGAGUGGUGAAUAACUUCAGAACUGCUAUUUUAUUAGUUGUGACUUUCGUAAUGGUAAUACAGGAAGUGAUAUUCUGAAAAUGCGCCUUACAGGAAAGAUCUGUUUUAAAAUAACACUGUAAACGAAGUACAGUCUGAACAAGAGCGCAGUUUAUGGAGAUUCUCGCUAGACCUUCGUUAUAAGUAUCUGAAGGAGCGAUCUAUUGGUAGAGGAAAUAAUUCGAUAGAAUAUAUAGUCAUGUCUCUACGUCUAGACUGCAAGACUUCGCGGAAGAGUGGCUUGGCGACAGUGAAGUGGAUGAAUAUUCCUCUCAAUUUGCGAAACACACCUGAGAAUUUCAAAUAAAUGUAGUUGCUGUUUUGUGACCUAGUAGAAGACACAACUUCGCCUCCAAAGACAUUUCUGGAUAUUAUUUACCCACUGCGGUGUGUAGUACGUAACUCUUCCACGUGCUUAAUUAAACGUCUUCGUAAGUAAUACUGCAGUGCAUCCCAAAGCCAUCGCAAUCGAAGACAUUUUUUACUGGCAGGUGAAUAUACGUAAUGAUGGCAGAAACACAGCACUUUUGCCUGCGUUGGAACAAUUAUCAGAGUAGCAUAACAUCGGCUUUUGAAAACCUUCGUGAUGACGAGGAUUUUGUCGAUGUGACACUAGCAUGUGAUGGAAAGAGUCUGAAGGCACACCGUGUUGUCCUCUCAGCAUGCAGCCCAUAUUUUAGAGAACUCCUGAAGAGUACUCCUUGCAAGCACCCAGUGAUAGUCCUCCAGGAUGUGGCAUUUGCGGAUCUCCAUGCCCUUGUUGAAUUUAUCUACCAUGGGGAAGUAAAUGUGCACCAGCGCAAUCUCAGCUCCUUUCUAAAAACAGCUGAAGUUUUAAGAGUUAGUGGACUUACGCAGCAAGCAGAUGAAAGAGAAGAGGUGCCAGUUCCACCACACAGCUCGUUCCCACGCAAUGCCCUGCACCACAGUCUCAUGGAUGACACUUUCUUCACCUCUCCACACUCGCCACCAGUACACUCCACUCCCACCGGUGUUCCAGUCAACCAGUUGCUGCGAAGAGCUGCCAUGGCAGGCGGAGGCGGUGCCAUCACAGGUUUUGGGAGGCGGGAGAGGCGGAUGUCUCCAGAUCAUCAGCACCACAAUUUACAGGAUCCAUCGGCCGAUCAGUCACAGAUUCCGAUAACAAACAAACGGGCACGCACUUCUGAACCCACUACCGAAACAGCCCCAUGCCCCAGCCAACAGCAGCAACCAUCUCCAGCUGAUUUCUCGACUUCCAAUUUUCCUUCUGGCAAGCAGUCACACCAGGGAAACAUAAAGAUGGAGGCAGAGGGUAAUGGUGGUGGCGAGCGCGAAACUUCGCCCUCACCAAAUGGCAGGAAUGUGAUGGACGGUGUCAAGUCGGAGCCUGCCGAACAUUGUGGCACAGGAGGAGAUGUGGAGAACAGCACUGACUCUGUAGAACAGGCUGAUGAGACCCGCCAGCAGCAAACCAAAGGCGAACAAGAUGACCAUGACAGUGUUCAAGGACAGCCACCUUCCUAUCUCUCUGCUGCUGAAAGCAAACUCUUUGGUUCCAUUACCUCUGCUGGUAGCUUCAACUUCAGCAUGGCAGCACUUGCAGCAGAUCCAAUUACAGGCAUCGGCGGCCAGCCAUUACAAGGAAAUACAGAAACUCCUCCAGGCACUUCUUCACAAGGCGUGAGCUGGCCAUUUCCUACCGCCAUGCCCUCGCCAGCUGACGGCCACCUACGGUGUGACGUGUGCGGCAAAGUGCUCAGCACCAGGUUAACUCUAAAGAGGCACAAAGAACAGCAACACUUGCAGCCUCUGCACAAAGCCUUUUGUCUUCUGUGCAAUAAAGUGUUUCGCACCAUGAAUUCACUGAAUAACCACCGUAGUAUUUACCAUCGUAAACAACCUAACUUUGGUUCCAACCCACAGAAAAGUUAGGGAAUUUGAUGAAGUUAUUUGCCUUAAUAUUCUCACCUCGAUUGAUAGUGGGGGCAAUAAGUUGAGGUGUAGCCCCUGUUAGAGUAGUUCCUGUCCUUCCCCCCCCCCCCCCCCCCCCCAACAGAAUGUUGACUGAAAUUAAAUGAGGUAUAUUUCAGCUCAAUGCUUGUUACAGUUUUCUAAAUGCAUCUAAGCACAUAGUUCCUCAAGAUGUAUGAAAAUAUAUAAACAUUGUAGUGUGGAGCUCAUAAAACGACACUGGACAUUGCAUAAUUAUGUGCAAUAUUGAUUAAUCACUUUUUGUGUUUUUUUUCCAUUUGGGUGAUAAAUUUUUAUGAAGACUCCUCUGCUUUUUUUUGGGGUCUAGAUGUUUUAAAAGAAGAAAAUAAUUAUGUAAAAACCAUUGUGUAUAUGUUGGUCUGAUAUGGUCUGUGAGGGUUUUUUUCUGGUGAUAAGCAUUUAAUAAUAAUUCGUUGAUAUUGAACCAUUUUUAUAGGCGUUCUUUUUAAAAGAUGUAGCAAAAGAGUUGGAAAUGAUAUGAAAGAAUCAAUUCUAAUAUAAAAUAGAUAAUGCCAUUGCAUUUGUUUUACUAAGCUCAGGUAUCUUAUCACUGGAAGUUCCAUGUUAAAAAUAUAUUAAAAUGCCAUACAAUAUUUUUAAAUAUGUUUACUUCAUAUGCAAUCUGUAAAGCAACUAAGAUCCGACAUCAUGCCUCAUGACUGGAGUAUACGUCAAAAUACGUACACCUAUUUGGGAGUCAGUUACUUGUUGCUGCCAUAAAUAGUUGUGUAAAUUGGACUAAUAGUUAAAAAAUUGUGUUCAGCAUUUGCCCUCUGCACUGUACAAUGGAGAUUACAGUGCAGGCGACUAUGUAGUCUCUCAUGUAGGUGUAAUAAUUACACACACAGUUAUGUAUGUACAAAAGCAGAAAGAUGGCUUUGAAAUCAUUUAAUGGUUGUCUUUAGCUGCAAAGCAUCAAUCAAAAAAUCCCUAUAGAAUAAGCUGCAAGCAGUGAAUGACUAAAGCGAGACCUAUUGACAGCAAAGGGUGAGAGAAACUAGCACAGUAAUUUAGGAACAUAAAACAGCUACUCACAAGACUUGAGCUUUGUGAAUAGCACAUGCUUUCUUCUUUAGGAAGCUAAAUUACUUUUUUGUCUCCACUGUGUUUUCCCAAUGGAUGCCAACAAUCUACCUUUGUGUCGAGAAAACCCUGUAUGAAACUGUUUCAUCUGACACCUUUCACUCUGCCUCUGCCCCCCCCCCCCCCCCCCCACCUUCAUUAUUUUGGCUGUUUGUCUAUAUUAGUAGGUUUCAGGAAGCAAAUACUCAUGUUUGGUUCUGAGAGUAUAUCUCUCAAUUAGACCACUAGCUGAAAAUGUUAGUUAUCAUUAAGAUGUACUUACCAAGAAUCCGACAUUUACUCCAGAAAGUAUGCCAAGGAAGUUUUGUAAUAUUUUACAGUGAGCUGAUUGUCUAACCAUCUUUUAUUGUUUAUGUACCCUCUAUCCUUGUGGAUUUAAUGACCAUUGUUAAAUCCGUUCUCUGGAACACUGUGUGUGUUGAAUUUAUUUACUUCAUUUGAUGACAUAUUAGUUUCAUUUACCUACCUUUUUAAAAUUAUUGCAACUCUAUAGUCUGAAAAAGGUUUGGGAGCAAUUUGAAUUUUCGUUUUAGGUUGAUAUGCUCAUAUUGGAGUAUUCAGUUUCCAAUACUUCUGACAUCGUGCAGUGUCUUAGAGUAAACAGUUGAAACGUUGAUCUAGGACUCUCGUAGAUUCACUGAGUGAAGUAUAACUGGCCUACUCUUUAUAAAACUAGCCAUGAUAUUUGGGUAACUGGCAGUCAGUAUCAUUUGACUUUCAGUUAACUUGGAUUACAAAAUCUUGUCACCACUUACAGACUGAAAGCUGCAUGCUAAAUGAUGUGAGAUACCCUUAUCACCUCUUACGAGAUGGUUUUUAUUAUUUUAACCAUCACAAUUCUUCUGGACCAUCAUUGUCUUAAAAUGUGUUGUUCUUUUUUCUGCUUUUUUUGAACAAGUAUGCAUUGCUGUCACGUUCUGUACUUUUGUCAUUCCACACUCUGUAAUAAAUUUUGUGACCUUCACUGAUACAUGCAUUCAUGAACCUGCUACGUUGCAGAUGUCUUAAUUACAUUAAUAGACCAGGCAAUAGGCAUGUAAUCAGCAUUAAUUCUGAACUAUUUAUUUCUAAAAUCAACUGUUUCGACUUACACAGCAGAGAAGAAAAGAUUGGAGGUAUAAUUUUAUAACGAAGUUUGCAGAAAUUAUGGGGUGGGGACUUAUCACUCAUUUAUUGAAGAACCGGAAAUAAUUCUCGAAAUAAGUUUUCCACUAUACUAAGAGUUUGAUGCAUCAGUUGUGUUAAAUUGAUCUAACAUUAGUAGAAAAACGUGUGUCUGGUAUUUUAUUUGACAAAUAACAGUUAUUAUUAAACAUGAACUUAAGACAGUUAUGCAGUGUAUGUUGUCACACCCAUAACUUCAACAGGAUGAGUGUGUUUUUAUUUCUUUCCCCACUAUGUAAGCAAUUUAUUGUUAAAAAAUAUUAGUAGAUAAUACCUAUAUGUUCUGUAUGAGACAAAUGAAUGCAGUGUUAUAUUUUAAUUAUACGUAACCUAAUUUUUAAAUGAAAACCAGAGAAAACUGUCUCUUAGGAAACUGUUUUAAUUUUAUUGUGGAGAGAGUAAUUUUUGUACCACUUGUAUUUUUGUAUUAUUUUAUGCAGUGAUGGAUGUUAAAGACUUAUUGAAUGACAUAAAACUGAAACUGUUGCUUGGAUAAUAA